Messenger RNA from Prorocentrum cordatum, 165 nucleotides. The record is from the annotation of a GenBank genome assembly. Lineage: Eukaryota; Dinophyceae; Prorocentrales; Prorocentraceae.
GACGUGGCGAAGGCGGAGGAGUUCACCCAGCAGGGGCCCACGAAGCAGAAGGUGAUCAAGACGACGAUGCUCUCGGGAGAGGUUGUGGAGGAGAAAGUGUGGGAGGUCACUGGUGACGCCAUCAGCACCGAGCAGGGUAAGCCCAACACAUGGAGGUCGGCAUGA